Molecule: messenger RNA, 1082 nt
Organism: Medioppia subpectinata
Lineage: Eukaryota; Metazoa; Arthropoda; Arachnida; Sarcoptiformes; Oppiidae
Source: the annotation of a GenBank genome assembly
AUAUGAUUACGAUUUGAAUCAUUAAUAAUUGAUUAGUAUUUCAUAAAAUGUAAUUGAAUUGAAAAACACUAUUGACUUGAUUGGUGUCUUGAGUGGAAGUGUUGGAAGUGAUGGUCCAUUACAUGAAUAUUUAGUUAUUUUGUAUAUAAUGUUAUCAUUUGUUAGACUUUUGUUGAAUUGAUUUAUAAACAAAUCACAUAUUUUUUGUCAAAACAUUUUGUCAUUAAUUGUAUAGAAAAUUGUAUUUAUUUUUUGAUCGAAAACUACUAUUAUUUUUGGCACAAAACCUAUUAUCAAAUCGUGGAGAAAAUGUCGGCCAUGUCUUCGUCGCCAUACAGAGCGCAGUUCAAUACCGGGGGUCCGCCCCAUACGGGAGGCCCGCCUCAGCCCUCGCCCUACCAUAAGUACCAGAAGUCGUCGACCAGUUUCUAUGUGUUCCAACCGCGACCACCCGUUCCCGCCGUAUAUCAGGCCACGGAGUUUGACGGCAAACGUCUUCGCAAAGCCAUCGCCAGAAAGACUGUCGACUAUAACUCAUCCGUCACUAAAAUGCUUGAGUCCCGCGUCUGGCAGAGAGACCACAGGGACUGCCCAGCGCUUCAUCCGGACGUCGGAUACUAUACUGAGAUGGUCCCGCCGUUGAAUAUGUUGGACAAUCCGUCCAAUUGUAUUACAACCAAAUUUGUGCGGACGUCCACUAAUAAGAUGCGUUGCCCUAUAUUUUGUGUCCUUUGGACGCCCGAAGGCCGACGUUUGGUGACCGGAGCGUCGAGUGGAGAGUUCACGCUCUGGAAUGGACUCACAUUCAACUUCGAGACUAUUCUUCAAGCUCACGACAGCGCCGUACGAGUGAUGACAUGGAGUCGUUCGGACCACUGGAUGGUGACGGCGGACCAAACGGGUUAUGUCAAGUACUGGCAAAGCAAUAUGAAUAACGUGAAGAUGUUUCAGGCACACAAAGAGCCCGUGCGAGCCAUCAGGUGCGCCCCCACCCACACCCCCACCACCGGUGAUGUAUUUUUUCUGUCCGACGGACUCGAAACUGGCCACGUGUUCAGACGACGGCACGAUUAGGAUCUGGG